AACUUAAUUUUUUUGAUUGAUACUAUUUCUAGAUUUUAUUUAUCAUUGAUACUUGGUAGUAAUUUGAAUUUAUCCUUACUGAAUCGAGAUAAUCGAUAUCGUUAUAAACAAGAAUAUGAAAAAUUUAAAGUAACUGUUAGCUAUGCUGCACUAUUCUUUUUCACAUUAUCGAUUUUUGAUAUGAUAUGUUCAUUUCUAAUGGUUUGGUAUUAUUGUACAUUGACAAUUCGCGAAGCCAUUCUUAGCAAAAACGGUUCCAAAAUAAAAGGUUGGUGGAAAAUUCAUCAUUAUGUAUCAUGUGUCAUUUGCGCUUUUGUUGUAACAUGGAAAGAUGGUCUAUGCUAUGAAGCUUAUCGAAAUCAAUUUCUUAUAUUCAAUAUUUACAUUGCAUUAGUACAGUUGCUACAAUGUCGUUACCAAAAUGGAUGUUUGCGGCGGUUACAUGCAUUAGGUCAGCGUCAUAGUAUGGAUAUAACAGUGGAAGGAUUUAGCAGCUGGAUGUUCAAAGGCCUUACUUUUUUAAUACCUUUCCUAGUGGUUGCUUAUGCAUUUCAAUUUUAUAAUGCUUAUACAAUUUUCGUGAUUUAUCGAACAAUGGAUUGUUCUGGUCAAUGGCAGGUACCAGCAUUGGCUAUUGCGUUCUUAUUCGUUGCAUGUGCCAAUACAUUCACACUAAUCGCAGUGCUUAUUAAUAAAUGGAAAAAACGAAGUUCUUAUUCAGCAUUACUCGAACUUAUUAAAUCAGGAGCACCGAAAGCUGAAUGA
This is a messenger RNA of Dracunculus medinensis (Guinea worm), 765 nucleotides long. Lineage: Eukaryota; Metazoa; Nematoda; Chromadorea; Rhabditida; Dracunculidae. The record is from the annotation of a GenBank genome assembly.